AAGCAACUGGAGGGAAAUAUGGCCAACAGUGAGCGCACCUUCAUUGCCAUCAAGCCUGAUGGGGUCCAGCGCGGCCUUGUGGGAGACAUCAUCAGACGUUUUGAGCAGAAGGGAUUCCACCUUGUUGCUUUGAAAUUCAUGCAGGCUUCUGAAGACCUUCUCAAGGAACACUACAUUGACCUGAAGGACCGUCCAUUCUAUGCUGGCCUGGUAAAAUACAUGCACUCAGGGCCAGUGGUUGCCAUGGUCUGGGAGGGGCUGAAUGUUGUAAAAACUGGCCGAGUGAUGCUUGGGGAGACCAACCCUGCUGACUCCAAGCCUGGCACCAUCCGUGGGGACUUUUGCAUUCAAGUUGGCAGGAACAUUAUUCAUGGCAGCGAUUCUGUGGAGAGCGCAGAGAAGGAGAUUGGCUUGUGGUUUCACCCUGAGGAGCUGGUAAAUUACAAGAGCUGUGCUCAGGACUGGCUCUACGAGUGACAUGAAGGCAGGCCACAGAAAUUUUGCCAUUCCACUUCCCGUCUCUUCCACAGGCAGGGGACCAGGUUGUAGCAAACCUACUUAUUUCCGGAGACUUCCUUAUAAUGCAGAGGGAAACUUUUGAAGCUAUGAAUGCUCCUUGUACAGUGUUACCUGCUACCAUCAGAUUAAAAUGUUUCAUCCC
Orycteropus afer afer is the source of this 661-nucleotide messenger RNA. The record is from RefSeq and is a predicted model, not a curated record. NCBI's taxonomy places the organism in Eukaryota, Metazoa, Chordata, Mammalia, Tubulidentata, Orycteropodidae.